AUGAACCCUUGGCCAUCCGAUUCCUCCUUGACUCCAAACAAUCAUGUUGGUUUUGGAGUUCCCAUGGAUGCCGGCAUGUCUUUCCUGCAACCACCCCAGACCAUAAACCCGGCGCAGUUUCAAAACCCUGCUUUCCUCAAUGGCGCCGGCCGCACCGCUUCACCCGCCUUCCACAAUCCUGUAUAUCAGACGAACCCCGUCAUACCUUCAAAAAGAGCAAGGGAAGAUAGUCUAGCGACAUCCCCUCGACAAGCGCCUGGGGGAAUACCUGGCUCUAGAUCCCAAACUCCCGGCCAAGUUCCGUUUCCAGGUUACAAUCCACAAGCCAAUGGCGCGCCUCCAAUGUCGAAUGCUCCCACCCCUUUCCAACAUCUGCAAGCGACCUCAAACGCGACUCCAUCACCUACAAUCUCUCAAUUGAAUCAAUUCAACCAAAAUUCUGGAAGUCAACGCGUUGCGACCGCUUCCCCAAGUCCAUUUUCCCCACAGCAUGCGCCUCCUCAUGCAUCACCUGCGCCUGACCACGGCAAUCGAGUGGGCACACCACACGACAAUCCCCAGAAUUUCAUGCCAAAUGGCGCGUUUCCGCCCGGUUUCAGUCAGCCACAGUUCGGGCAGAGCAUGAACAAUGGGAUGCCCCCGCAGAUGGGGAUGAGCCCUCAGCCGAACAUGGUGCAUCAACAACAAGGCAUGAAUAAUGCCCAAAGAAACUAUCAAAUGCAACUGCAAGCUCAGGCACGUCAGAUGCAGAUCCAGGCCCAGGCCCAGGCACGGAUGAACGGUACUAUGGGAGGUAGUGGCCCUCCUCCCGGUCCCCACCCUCAAAUGCCUGCAGGACCUCCAUCAACCUUUCAGCCUCCACGACCGAGCAACCCAGAAGAGUUUCUUCGUGGUCUACAAACUUUUAUGGCCGCUCGAGGCCGCACCGUAGAACUCAACCCUACUAUCUGUGGUCGACAGGUGCAAUUACUUCGCCUCUAUGCUGCAGUUGUCAAGAGUGGUGGAUCCCAGAGAUUAACGAAGAUGAAUCAAUGGGCUGUUCUUGCUCAACAGUUUGGUUUUCAAGGUCAGCAGCAGAUCCAAGCUGGGCAAGAGCUGCAGGCAUAUUGGCUGAACAACCUUGCACCUUACGAAGCCGCUUGGCAUCACAACCAACAAAAGCAGAGAAUGGCUGCUCAAGCGGCGAUUCAGACUCAAGGUCAAUCUCAAAUGUCACCCACGAGAGACGUUCAUCCACCGCAAGAUCCGUCUCACCAGAAAACACCCUCCUUAAAUGGCCAGUCGGUGCCGCCUAUGCAACAGGCAAAUGCACAUAACUUUGCUCCAUCUGUCGCCAAUCACACACAGCAAGAACCUCCAGUCACCCCACAACAUCGACAGAGUAUCUCCAGGCAAUUCGAUCCACAACAGAUCAGUGCCUUACAGGCACAAGCACAUGCACAAGGUCAGACGCCUCAGAAACGUCCUCAAACUGCCAGUACUAAACCGCUUGAACCCGAGAUUGACCUGAAUAAACCUCUGUCCAGACCUAUCGAAGAGCCAUUCAGGCCUGACGUUCUACCGACAAGUAGGUUUCACGGACCCAUCAAUGUUGAGGAGGUUUUCAUCCUCAGCCAACACAUUACUGAGCUCAAACCUGUUGCUCCUUCUGCGAGAGAACUUGGCAUCAUUGAUGUACAUGCUCUAACUAUGGCGAUCAAGUCUGGUUUGCAUGCUGAUACACGAGUAGCGUUGGACACUCUGAUCACAAUUUCGACAGAGUCAUCAUUCCAAUUGGCGCUGGCAGAAUGCGAUGAUCUCAUGGACGCUCUGAUCGAUUGUGCACAAGACCAAGUCAGCUACCUUAGUGAACACACCCAGAGUAUAUCCGAUGAAAUCUCGCUUUUGUCCUAUGAAGAUCUCAUUCGACAGUGUCGUCUUGACACGGAGCAACUACAGGACCCACCGCAAUUUGGAACAGUGCUAUAUGAUCUUGAACGGGCAGCCGAUCGGCUCAUAUGCAUUACCACUCUGAUCCGAAAUUUCUCCUUUUAUGAACCUAAUUUUGGAGUGCUUGGCCAGCCAGAGAUUCUGAAGCUCCUGAGUACUGUAAUCCGCCAAAUGGGUACCACAGAGUCAUUUCUACGCAAUAAUCGAAAUGCUCUAGAUUUUGUCAAAGACGUUGUCAUUUAUCUCAGCAAUCUCUCAACAUCCCUAGAACUACCUGGACGAGAGGAGGCAUUGUGUAUCCUCCAUUUCCUUCUUAUUUUUGCACCAACCCCUGCGCCGACAUCAAGUGCAACCUCAAAGGUAUCUUUCACAAUCUACACUCCAUCCUUGCAUAAAUAUAUGCCUUCGGCCGUUGACAGCCUCGCCAAACUGCUCGCACAUGACGAGCCGAACCGAACUUACUUUAAAGCCAUCUUUGCUGCCGAUUGUCAAUCUUCACCACCAUACGAACUCCUAACGAGAACUUUCGGCCUGGCUAUCUCUUCAGUUCCUGUAGGCUCACCUCACACGAGAACGAUCAUCGAGGCUCGAAAGCCAUUCCUUUUGCAGGGUAUGCUAGCUGCAGAAAUUCUUGCUGGUUUGGCUCCAGGUUCCGACCAUGGACUUGCUCGAUCAUGGUUAGAGUCUGAAGACGGAUUUGCCGGAAAUCUUCUACGUCUGGUCAGUUUGCUGAGUGCGGUGAGCGCCGCUCGAACAUCACAAGCAACUCCAAGACAUGCAUCACAGCAAAACAGUCGAAAUAUCGCUGAGCAAGAUGCCAAUGGCUAUGGUGCGAUGUCCAACCGAGCAAUGGCAGUUUUGAAGACCCUUGUACAGAAGUCGAGAACGAUUGGCGAGAAUGGUUCCACUGUUGUUCCUCUUGGUGUCAUGCCCAAGAAGGAAAGCUUGCUCGGAGCUAUGAUUCAAGAAGACAUUGAUCCUGGCAUUUUACGCCAGCUCUGUGUUUACGCCGGACUGGAAGAGUGA
This is a messenger RNA of Exophiala bonariae, 2955 nucleotides long. RefSeq lists its product as uncharacterized. Lineage: Eukaryota; Fungi; Ascomycota; Eurotiomycetes; Chaetothyriales; Herpotrichiellaceae. Gene Ontology annotation, cellular component: SWI/SNF complex; nucleus. Gene Ontology annotation, molecular function: transcription cis-regulatory region binding. Bases 1 to 2955 code for a protein of 984 amino acids. Gene Ontology annotation, biological process: regulation of transcription by RNA polymerase II. The transcript has a single exon. The record is from RefSeq and is a predicted model, not a curated record.